AUGGCCGUCUCUGUAAACUCGACCUUGACCUAUGAGGGACUGUCUAAUGGGCUCCGUAUCUUUCACUCAGUCUGCUCCAUCACAAUUGCUGUGGCGGGGACUGUGGGCAACAGCUUCAGUAUCUACAGAUUGACUCAGAAGGGUCAAAAACAGCAAACCUGUAACAUAUACCUUGCAAACCUCAGCGUCAACAACCUUCUCAGCUCUGGGAUCAUUCUUCCUCUCAUCGCCAUCAAUUCCUUCUUCAAGGGUUGGAUCUACGGCACUGCGUUCUGCAAAUUCUUUGCAUAUUUCUUGUACAGCAACAUUUGCGCCGAGGCGAACGCUUUCGUCCUCCUGACCGUCAACCGCUUCAUGAAGAUAGUCCAUCCCAAAACCUACAACACUGUGUAUGGCAGGACUCGGAACAACGCCAUCAUCAUAGGUGCUGGCUGGUUGAUGUAUGCCAUAAUCUUCAUCUUGCCACUGACCGACGCACUGGGUCAGUUUGCCUUCGACCCCAACAAGAACUUCUGUGGAAUAAUUAACAAAGACAAGUUUGCUUCGGUCGUUGCAAUGUGUAUCCUUUCAACAUCCCUUCCAGUCAUCGUCUUCAGCUACGUGUCCAUCUUUCGCACAUAUAAGAAGUCCAAGCAGAAGAUAGCGGAUAAGAAGGAUGUGGAGCAAACGAACACAGGAAUCCACUCCAAACAGGAAGUGCGACUUCUGCGCAUGAUCAUAAUUAUCCUCGUAUGUUUCGUGCUCACCUAUACCCCCUUUGCCGUGAUGACAAUCAUAGAUCCAAGCAUGGAGCUUGCCGGACAAUGGAUCCACACCAUCAUGUCGAGCAGCACAAGGAACCGUAGCCUUCCACGCCAAUGCUCAGGACAAAACUAUUCAGCUCUAUACAGGAAGACCUAUCCCCUUCGACCACGCCUUGUCAACGCAGGCUCUGCUUACAACGCUCAGACUGGAAGGUUCACGGCUCCUGUGGCUGGAAUCUACCUGUUCUGGACCCAGAUAGAGUGA
This is a messenger RNA of Haliotis rubra (blacklip abalone), 1008 nucleotides long. RefSeq names its product protein trapped in endoderm-1-like. The transcript has 2 exons. Gene Ontology annotation, biological process: neuropeptide signaling pathway. Bases 1 to 1008 code for a protein of 335 amino acids. Gene Ontology annotation, cellular component: membrane. Gene Ontology annotation, molecular function: G protein-coupled peptide receptor activity; protein binding. The record is from RefSeq and is a predicted model, not a curated record. NCBI's taxonomy places the organism in Eukaryota, Metazoa, Mollusca, Gastropoda, Lepetellida, Haliotidae.